Molecule: messenger RNA, 10147 nt
Organism: Lymnaea stagnalis (great pond snail)
Lineage: Eukaryota; Metazoa; Mollusca; Gastropoda; Lymnaeidae
Source: the annotation of a GenBank genome assembly
CGCAUGCGCAUUAAGGAACUUCCUAAGUCUAAUAGUGAAAGUAAAUGGCGUCAAUGGCAAGCGUAUCAGCUAAAGUCGCCCGGAAAGCGGCUUUUAGUACUGUUGUAAGUUAAAUUGUUCAUAAGACAAUUAAAUGCUGUUAAAUAAAAAAAUAUGUUUCACAAAUAUCUAUUUUGAUUAAAAGCAUGAACUUUUAAAUUAUAACGCAAUACUUCGCUCACGAUACAGCUAGUCAAGAUAAAAAUUUAAUUAAAAAUAGAAUUUUUUUUAAAUUUUGGCCUUGCAAAUAAAAAUGUUUCUUGAGGUGUCAUCUGCCAGCUAUAAAUUAAGUAAAACUUUAGAUACUUAAAAGUAAAAUAUAACCCACGAUUUCUGAAAGAAAAUGAAUAUAUUUUAGUUUGGCUACUAACUUAGGAACACAUAUUGAAAUGGUAACAAGUUAAGUAAUAGGUUGACCUUGUUGCCUUGUUCAACGUUAUACAAUCAUCCUAUUAUGUUUUCAAUUGAGGUCAAUUUUUUUUUUCUUAAUUUUACCUUACUAUUUGUUGACUCUUUGCCUUUUAUAAAUAAUUUUGAAUCAAGACACUUUCAAAUUUUCCACCAAACACAACAAAGGUAUUGUUUAAUUUUUUUUCUAUAGGUUUUAUUGAGAUAUGACCAUUAAAAAUAAAAAAAAUUCAAGAAUGAUAAUAAUGAUUAUGAUAAUAAUAAUAAUGAGUAAAUUAAAAAAUAAGGCAACUAUUCCAUUAAUUAGGAUUACACCUAAUAAAUUUAAAUAAAACUAUAUGAAUAUGAGCUAUUUAGUUUUAUGGCUUUUUACAUUUAUUAAUAAUCUAAUAAUGUUUUGUUUUCUGCCUCACGACUUUUAAUUUAUUAACACAAUACAAAAGCUUCUAAAAAUUCUCUUUGACUGCCUAGAGUCUGGGCCUGGGUGCUAUGCCUUUCCAUUUGACAAGAUUUGAAAUAAAAAUAUUUUUAGGCCUAAGAUUUAGACUAACCGUCCAAAGUAAGAUGUAAAAAUAUGAAAAGAAUAAAUUAAAUAAGGACCCAAAGUCUAUUUGCAAUUAACAUUUUGAUAAGUUUUUUUUUUUUUUUAAUCUUGUUAUUGUAACAAACAAUAUUUUUAUUUAAAAAUAACUUAAUUUACUCAGCUUGGUCAGAUUGGGAAACCAUUUGCAGCCUCCAGAGAUUUUCAUUUUCGUGUCAAUGGAAGAAAUACUGAUGCAAAAGUCUCAUCUUCAAAUGUAAGUAUCAUAAUUAAUAAUUACAAGAAAUAUCUUGGGCUUCGAGACUUCCUGUAAAAUAUUUUUAAAAUUGUAUCAGUGGAAAUGAAAUUUUCUGUCACAUAAUUAAACUUUUUUUUAUAGAUAAGUUAGUGUCAAAAGUUAUUAGGUUGUGUCUCCGGUAAAAUUUUUGAAAAAGUGACUUACAUGUUUAGAGAGUUUAUGUAAAAAUUUUAUUAAAUUAUUUAUAAAACCUUAACUUUUAUGUGCUUUUUAAGGUGUCAUAAUUGUUUUACAUAUCUACUAACCAUUUUUAGGGCUCUUCAAACAUGCACUCAUUUUGUUUUGCCCCCUUCCAGAUUUCUAGAGAUUACCCUGUAGUUGAUCAUCAGUAUGAUGCUGUGGUUGUUGGUGCUGGAGGAGCUGGGCUCCGAGCAGCAUUUGGUCUGGCCAAUGAGGGCUUCAAAACUGCCUGUAUAACUAAGUUAUUUCCUACCCGAUCACACACUGUAGCAGCCCAGGUCUGUUGAUUUAUGUUAUCUUAAUUUCUUGAAUAUAUGGACAGUAAAUAUCUCAGGUUUGUUUCUGAAUUUUAUCUUCGCACACCCUGCAAUAAAAUAAAAAUAUUUUAAAAUCAUUUGUGGAGAAAAAAAAUUAAUCAGGUUCCUUGGUCAAAUAGAGGUAGAAAAUGUUAAUAGUUUUAUAGAAUUUUUGCUGGAAAUUUACAAAGUGUACAAAGCAUGUUGGUAGCAGAAAUAUGCUUGAGAAGCAAAUUUAUAGAACCUUUAUAUAUUUUAGUCAAAAGGCCUGUGCCGUAAGGAUUUUUUUAAAGAUAACAUUUUUGUGCUACUUUCUGUCAUUAAAAUGAUUUAAAAAAUGAUUUAAUCAUACUCUUGAGCUUUUUAAGAUUAAAGCGCAGUUGUUUUGUGGGAAGUUAUUAAGUUUUUAUGCUUAAUAUUUACUGGUAAAUUUUCAUUGUGAUGAUAUAUCUGUUUUUACAAAUAUUUUCUUAAGGGUGGUAUUAAUGCUGCCAUGGGCAACAUGGAAGAAGACCACUGGCAGUACCACUUCUAUGAUACAGUGAAAGGAUCUGAUUGGCUGGGAGACCAGGACGCCAUCCACUACAUGUGUGAGGAGGCACCUAAAGCCGUGAUUGAGGUAGAAAUUAAAAAAAAAACAAUAAUUUAAUUAAGAAUCUUCUAAAAAAAGAUUUUUCGAACAUUUCUAUAAACCAUGCAGAGGUUUAUGGUUUUUAACCAAAAUAACUUUAGACAACUAACAUUCUGUGAUUUUCUUUUAGCUGGAAAACUAUGGUAUGCCAUUUAGCCGACUUGAGAAUGGAAAAAUCUACCAGCGUGCUUUUGGUGGGCAGAGUUUGAAGUUUGGCAAAGGUGGCCAGGCUCACAGGUGUUGUGCUGUGGCUGAUAGGACAGGGCACAGUUUGUUGCAUACACUGUAUGGCAGGGUGAGUGGAUCAGUCCCUAUUCAAUAAUUAAGCAUGAAAAGGGUUGAUAGAAUUAUGUUAUUAAUAUUUGGGAUAACACAUGCUUCAAUAAAGUAAUGGAUUUUUUUUAAAAUUUUUACACACACGUUUUCUUUCUACACCCCAAUAUUUCUUGAUGCAAAGUGAUUUACCUGUAUUUGAAAAGUUGUUCAAAAUUGUUUCUCAUGUUUUCCAGUCCCUCAAGUAUGACACCAACUACUUUGUUGAGUACUUUGCCCUUGAUCUGAUCAUGGAGGAAGGGGAAUGCAGAGGUGUGAUUGCUCUCUGUCUUGAAGAUGGCUCCAUCCACAGAUUCCACAGCAAGAACACUGUCAUUGCCACUGGGUUGGUUCUUGUUCACACAAUUUUUGGGAUGAUAGUUGCUUUUUUUUUUUUUGCACACUAUUUGUUAGCAUUGAGAUUUUACAAUAGCUUUGAGUAGCAUCAUUAUAAUCAUAUUCUGGUGAAUUGAUAAAACGUCAUGAGAGAUUAAACCUUUCUUCAGAUGCUUGUAUUAUAUCCAAGUAUAGUACAAAAGAUUCUAAUUGUUAGUAAAAUAAUUAAUUUGAGUCUAUUUUGAACUAUAUAUAAAUAUAAAAAAUAGUAAAUGCUAAGAAAAAACCUUUGUUUUAAAAAACUUCAAAUGUUUGCUUCAGUGGCUAUGGACGCACUUUUUUUUCGUGCACCUCUGCUCACACUUGCACUGGAGAUGGCACAGCUAUGAUCAACAGGGCAGGGCUGGCUAAUGAAGAUAUGGAAUUUGUACAGUUCCACCCAACAGGUGAGCUAACAGUAAUUGAUCAACUCUGUUUGAAAGUUUUGCUCUGGUUUAAAAAGUAACUUUGGUGAUGUCUAGGGCAACUGGUGCACAUUUUAUCAAACAUGGGAGUAUUUUAUAACUAUGUAAAAAGUUUCUUGAAAUUGAUUGAAAUAUUAUAUUUUAAUUAAAAAAAGGAAAGUAGGUUAUUUUCUAAAAGUACCUUCAUAUUUUUUAUAUGGUUCAUACCAAUGUAUUAUUUCUUUAUUCAGGUAUCUAUGGUGCUGGGUGUCUGAUCACUGAGGGAUCCCGUGGUGAGGGAGGCUUCCUUGUGAACUCUGAAGGUGAACGUUACAUGGAGAGGUAUGCACCCAAUGCUAAAGAUCUGGCCUCAAGAGAUGUGGUAUCACGUGCUAGCACCAUUGAGAUCAGAGAGGGCAGGUUAGUUCAUAUGCUAUUGGUUUGUGUGUAUUUUAUUAAAUGGAUCCUUUUUUUUUUUUUUUUUAAAUAUAUCAUCUAAACAAAUUAUCCUGAAAUACUUAAGACAGAAAAUGAAAUUUUUUUUCUUCAUUUGUUUAACUGUUUUCAUAUAGUUUUUUGUUUUUUUGUUUUUUUUUUUGUGGUUUUUUUUUUUUUUUUUUUUUAAAUAUAUCAUCUAAACAGAUUAUCCUGAAAUACUUAAGACAGAAAAUGAAAUUUUUUUUCUUCAUUUGUUUAACUGUUUUCAUAUAGUGGACACCUGUAGAUUUUUUUUACCAUGGCCUCAUUCAAAAGGCUGAAUCCAAAUGGUUUUAUGGAAAAGAAUGAUGAGGAUGAUGUCAUUCGUAAUUUAAACUAGAGUGUAAAAAAAAAGGCUGUAAGGACAUGUGCUCAGAGUGAUAGCUAAUUUCAGAUGAAUGUUUCAGAGGCUGUGGCAAAGACAAGGAUCAUGUUUACUUGCAACUUCACCAUCUGGAUCCUGAAGUGUUGCACACUCGCUUGCCAGGUGAGUUGUGAGAAUUACAGCUGUCUGCCUCUUGUUGUACUUUCUGCAAUAGCUGCUCUUCACUACAGAGCACCAGUCAUUCUAGAAAAUAUGCUUUUAAAGUAUUCAAAAUUCAUUACGUAAAAAAGGAACUGCAACAUUGUCAUUUAUUUUAUUCUAAAAGCAAAAUUGCCAGGCUUUGAUAAAGUAGGAUUUGUUAAUUGAAGAGAAGUUUAUUUUCACUGAUCAAAUUGACCAACAUCUUUCAGCCAUUCAAUAAAUCAAACAUUUUUUUUUCCAGGUAUUUCUGAAACUGCUAUGAUCUUCGCUGGUGUUGAUGUAACCCGAGAGCCCAUCCCUGUCCUGCCCACUGUCCACUACAACAUGGGUGGUAUCCCCACUAACUACAAGGGACAGGUUAGUGUACACGAUGAUUAAUAAAUGACAAAUCAAAUUUGAAAGAUAUUCACAAAUUUUAAUUCAUUAUUAAAAUAAUUGAUUAAUAAUAUGGAGCGUUGUCGAUAGUUUUAUUAAAGAAACAAAGUGUAUCAUUUAGGGACCUCCACAAAUUUUUUUGCAUCUGUAAUCUCUAUUUUUCAAUUGCCUAUGACCAGGUAAUCAAAUACAGCAAAAAGACGGGUGAUCAGGUGGUCCCUGGUCUUUAUGCAGCAGGUGAGUCGGCCUGCGCUAGUGUGCAUGGGGCCAAUCGUCUUGGGGCCAACUCUCUACUGGACAUUGUAGUGUUUGGAAGAGCUUGUGCCAAUACAAUCAUUGAAGAGAACAAACCAGGAGAUAAGAUUGGACCCAUUAAACAGGUUACUAUUGAAGACAUUCAUUUUAAGUGUUGCUUCUUUAAAUGGUUUCUAUUUUACUGUUUCUGCAUACCGGUACGGGGAAUAUUUAUUAAACGUUUAUUAGAUGAUGGUUUUAUUUCAGUGUUUUAUUACUGAUUAUAUUUGUGGCAAAAUUCCUGCCGAAGACAAUAGGGGACUGGAACAAGCUUCCAAAAGCAACAGUUGAGGCGGCUACACUCGAGACAUUUGUGUCUAUUGCCUCCUGUAUUCCAACCCCCAGUUCAUAACACCACUGCUGAGUCGCCCUUGCAACCAGUGAAGUAUCCCAUUGAAACCCAUGGACAGUAACAUCGCAAACCCCUCUGAAACAUAGGAGCCAGAAUGAUCAAUUCAUUGAUCGUGGGCCCUAAAAAUAAAGAAGAAGAAGAAAAACUGGAAAUUAUUUAAUAUACAUAUUUUUUAUUUAUAUGGUUUUCAUUAACUUUAUCUCUAAUAAAGAACUUGUUACUUUGUUUGUCCCUGAAAUUUUAAAAUAAUCCACACUUUAUUUAUAAAAUGAUUUUAGAAGAAAAUUUCCGUAAAUUAAUUCUAUUUAUUUUUAGAAUGCUGGUGAGGAGUCGGUUGCUAAUCUUGACCGUUUGAGACACGCCAAUGGCUCAACUACAACAGCAGACCUCAGGUUACAGAUGCAGAAGGUGUAGUAUAAAUAAUAAUCUAUUAUACAAUCUAAACAGAUUUUUUUCUGUUCCAUUCUGUCUAGCAAAGUAGGGGGGACUAGCUUAAUCAGAGAUCAAAAUUAAAAUGUUUAUCAUAAUUUUUUUUUUUAAAUGGAGUGGUUAUAAUCUUAAAUAUCAAGAUUGAAAACAUUGUUCAAGAGACAUUUAAUCUUUUAGUGAAAAAAAAUCCCAACUUUUAACUUUCCUAUAAUUUGAUUCAGGGAAAUAUGUAUUUUGGUUGUAAGAUCAAAAUAAUGUUAUCUGGGUUGUAACAUUUUUGUAUAAUUUCUAAUGAAAUAAAUAUAUGUACGACUUUACAAUUGAAUAGUAGGUUUUUUUUUAAAUGCUGAAAUAAGCUGAUAGAUUUGUUUUCUUUUUUUGGAAGAAAAAGUAUGAGAAGAAAGCAUAAUUUUUUAAAUUUUAAAUCAAAGAUCUAUAAUAUACCAGGGCUUAUCCAGGAGGUGCAGUUUUUUUUUACACCAGGUCCAGGUAUUUUGAGAAUUAGACCUACACACAGUCCAAAACCCUACCUGUCAUCUUUAAACUACAGGCCAACCAAGAAUCCUACACCAUAACCUGCUGACCUUUAAACACUAGUCCUACAGAGAGUGCUACACCAUAACUCUGACUCUUUAUUGAUUAAUAAAAUAGUCCAGUCGCGCCCCCCCCCCCAAAAAAAAAACAUUCCUGAGUUCACAUGUCACACAUGAUAGACUUUUUCUUUCACUCUGUACUAUUAAUAUAAAACACUUUAAUAUACAACAUAAGACCCCAUGGUUAGGGGUGGGGCGGUUUGGAGAGCAGGGCAUACCAGAAGCCAAAUAUAUCAUUGGAUUUCAAUGGAAUAGUAGUUGUCAGAGUCUCAACCUCAAAAGUUUCUCACCCCUACAGACAAUGCAGAACCAUGCUAGUGUUUUCCGUGAAGGUAUUAGCUUGAAAGAAGGCUGUGACAAGAUGGCCAAGAUUUAUCAAGGAAUGGACGAUUUGAAGGUAUCAAAGAUGUUACAUUUUUAGAAUUUUUAUUGAAAUGAACAGCUGAUUUAACAAAGUUCUGUGAACUACUUUUCAACAUAGAUUAAACGCAUAGACUACCAAAUUGAAAAGAAAAACCUGGUUUACAUUGUUUAUAUAUAGACUUAAAUGUAAUCUUCUUUAUUAAUUAAUGUAUUUAUUAGAUUUCAUAAUUAUUUAAAAAAUCCAAAUUUUUAGCACACUAAUUUAUCAGCAAGUUUGUGUUAUUAACUUAAAAUUGAAUUUGAUUCAUUUGACUAAAGGCAUGUUAAAAAUGAUUUUGAAUUACAAUUCACACGCUCUGCAAAAUUUCAGGUGUCUGACAGGGGUCUUAUCUGGAAUACUGACCUCAUUGAAACACUGGAGCUACAAAAUCUCAUGAUCAACGCUGUACAAACAAUUGUUGGUGCUGAAGCCAGAAAGGAGAGCAGAGGGGCUCACCACAGGGAAGACUUUCAUGUAAGUUUAUAAAUAACAUUAGUCUUAACUUGCAUAUCUGAUCAUUAACACAACCUUUAAAGCAUUGUGUGUUCAUCUUUUCUUUCUUUUUUUAAAUAGAUGUAAAUACCUUUAAAAAUAAUUGUUUGUAUUUAUUUAGACGCGUAUUGAUGAGUAUGAUUACAGUAAGCCAUUAGAGGGACAGCAAAAGAAACCAUUUGAGCAGCAUUGGAGGAAACAUACUCUUGCUUAUGUUGACCAAAAGACAGGCGAAGUAAGAAAUGUUCUUCUAUCUUUACUGAUGUUCCUACUCAUUGUGUUAAAAAAAAAGUCCCAGAGAAAAGAAAGAGGCAGGGAGGGGGAUUCUUGAAUAGUUAUUGCUAUAAAAUACAUUUGAUUAGUUUUCUUUCGGGCUUUUUUUCCCCUCAUCUAAAUUUAAACAUUAUUCUCCUUAGACGACAUAGCAAACAUAAGCUAAAUUUUUAUGGAUGGUUUUAUAAUCAAGGAUAAAGUUAGUGAAGCAGGUUAUUUUUUUUUUAAGUAUUGAAAGAUGAAAAACAGCACAUAAAAAAUAAAUGUUGCUAAGAGCAAGUUCAAGAUGUUUGUUACUUAAUCUUGUUCUUUACUUUAAGACGAGUGGGGCAGGACCUUAUUGUAGGAAUUAAAUUUAAAUUGUAGGAUCAGUGGCUACUAGCUAUCAAUGGAUAAUUAUGUUGAAAAAUGUGUCCCAAUACAAAUCCACCCCAAUGAAUUAGUUCCCUCUGGAGUCUUAGUCCUAACAUUAUGUCGUGUCUACAGCAGUAGCUCUGGUCAGUCCUCACCAUUCAGUUUCUGCCAUGAUUUCUUUCAGGUCACGUUAGACUACCGUCCUGUCAUUGACAACACCCUCAACCUGCAGGAGUGUCCCCUAGUUCCGCCUGCCAUCAGGAGCUAUUAAUUAAGCUGGUAAGUAUGGAGUUGCAUUGCAAUAUUGAAUAAUUUGAGCCAAUCUCAAAUUUGAGGGCAUUAUUUAUCAAGUUUAUUGAUGAUAAUAAAGAAUUUGAUUAAUCUGCUGGGACAAGCAAGAACAGGCUGAGAUGAGAAAUGAUUUCUAAGUGCUCACCAACAUGUCCAAAAAAAAUGAGUGAUGUUGAAUUUAAAAGUUUUUAACUUAAAUUCUCUAGUGACAGACAGUGUUUAAUAAAGUAUUUUCGGCCCAGACAGGUUUGCAUUUCAUUUGCUUAAGGGCCAGCAAUGUUAAAACAAUUAAUCAUUCUCCCUCCUUUUCUUAUUGCGUAGGUAUAUUUUUGGGUGAAAUGGUUUCAGAAUGACUGUGAAAAUUGUUGCACUCAUAUGUUAAUGCCAGGAUCCCUCCCCUCUACAGAUCCAGCUCCUGAUGAAUUGUUGUUUUUUUUAGUUUUUCAAGUGCAAUGAUUUUUUUGCCCCCCCAGGCAUGGGACGACAACCACUUGAAAUGAUUCCUGAUAACAAAGCUCACUUGAUCUGCCAGGCAAGAACUCAAGGAGGAAUGGGGAAUGUACGUUUUCAUUAACUGUAGAAUGACUUGUUAAACCAAUGUUUUUACUUUUAAAUUGCUUUAUGAUAUUAUUCACUAAUCUCAAGCUGGCUGCACUGAUAUUUUGACAGGAGUGGAAAGGCUGCAUGUCAAGAUGUCUAAAUAAAUAUGUUUGAUUGUAAAAUGAUAUGUUGUUUUUUCUAUGACAGAGGGCUCUAUUAUAAGUAGUGCAGUUGUUGUUUUUUGUUUUUUUUUUUUGGCAAUUGCUUAAUCUUGUCAUGGUUGUAGCAUCAAAGACUGGACAAGUUACCAUUAUACAGGCAUAAAAGGAUUUCUUGAUAAAAAUCAUUUUUACAGAAAAAAGUGUUUAUCAGAUUGUAAUGCUAAACCUAAAUUUAAAAUAAAAAUAAAAUUUCAAAAUGAAUAGAAAUUAAACAUUUAAUAAGUUGGACAUAUGAUGAACUCCUCUGCUAUUUUUGAGGAUUCAGAGCAGAUAACAAUUACAUGGUCAUUUUUGAUUGGCCUAUUUUGCUAUAUUAAAAGAAAUGAAUUGUUGAAUCCAUCCAUCAAAAAAGUUGGUUUCUUUUAUGCAAAGUCAGUUGGCUGUGAUUUACCCUGACAGUUGGAUUCUGACAGAUGCCCAUUUAGUUAUCUGUUGGAUUUUGACAGAUAUCCAUUCAGUUAUCUUUUAGAUUCUGGCAGAUUAGUUAUCAGUUAUCUUUUGUAUUCUGGCGGAUGUCCAUUCAUAUAUAUCCUGCAGUUCACACUGAAGUCAAGUCGAAAUUUACUGAUACAUAAUUUAUUUUGUAAAACUUCAACACCGGGAAGCCAGUGAGAUUUUCCUGAAAGCUGCUGGUCAAUAUCAAUCAUUGUAAUAUUUCCAAAACCAGUAAUUUUUUAUUUUAUUUUAUUAAUUAGUCACAAUAGUUUGUAUCUGUUAGGGGAAUUUCUGUGUUAAAUGCUUUUUUUUUAAAGAUGUGUAUUGAAUUAAUGUUAUUAAAUUAAAAAAUACUUUGAAGUUACAUAAAUCUAUUUGCACAUCUCUUGAUGAAAUCGAUUUAUAUGUAAAUAUGUUCUGUUCUGUUAAAGUUAAAUGGUUAGAAAUGAGCUUUCUUACUCCAGUCAAUAAAUGUGGUAACAAAAAUUUGGGAAAAGAUCUUUUGUUGGUAAUUUAAUUUCAAACAUUUUAUUUUUUGUACUGUUAAACUCCAAAUAUAUUUUUAUCAUAAUUUAUAACAAAUAAAAUAAUCCCGAAAUUUAAAUAAC